Messenger RNA from Sphaeroforma arctica JP610, 1473 nucleotides. RefSeq lists its product as hypothetical. Bases 1 to 1473 code for a protein of 490 amino acids. The record is from RefSeq and is a predicted model, not a curated record. NCBI's taxonomy places the organism in Eukaryota, Ichthyosporea, Ichthyophonida. The transcript has a single exon.
AUGAAAGUCGCAAUAGAUUGGGGGGAUGUAGGCAAGGAGUUUGCAGUUGAUCUGGGUAUCGAGCUGGGUUCGACCUUGUUGUUGACAGGGAGUUUCGGUGGACCUGUUGGUCUGUUUAUCUCUGCAGUAGUUAGCGUGCUUACAACUAUCGCUUUCGCCUUUAUCGGGGGUCUUAUUCGGAGAAAUAAGGAGCGCGGGGUGUUAAAGGAUCUGGUGGAUCAGACACGUGUUUUAAUGCCUGAUGCAGGUAUCGGGUUCCAGUUACUAUGGAGCGAGAUUGACAAAAUGUGGGAUAAGCAUGGUUUGGAAAGGACUGUCGAGCUAAUCAAGGAACGGCUAUUUUCAGGGGAGUUGCUGGAGAUUGGAGAACUUACAGAUAAAAACUGGCACCACUACAAACACGGUGACGAGGGCAACGUGUAUGUGGGUACACCAUACACCGAAUCCUUUAAGAAAAUCGAAGGUGAUGAUCUCAAGGCAUACAGAAUCGAUGAUAACGGCUACAGUUUCCAGUACACGUCACCAAACGGUAUAGAGAAAACCUUUAGUUUCCCCACUGACUUUAGGUUCCAGUCUACUGAAGAGUUGUAUGAUAUGUUUAGAAAGGAAUAUAUAUUCGCAAAUGAGGUAGAACAGAUACAGAGUGAAAUCGACAACUACUAUACAACUGAAUUUAUGGUAGACGGUGUUUCGUUACCAGGGAGUGUGAGGGGUAAAGAAGGUAUGGAAAGGCUAAAACGUCAGCUUGAAGAGUUACAGUUUACACGGAUACGUGAAUCACGUGACGGAGUUCGUAUAAUACAGCAGCGUCAAGUAUGGUACCUCAAACAGCAUACAGAAGAAGAGUUUGGUUCGGAGGCGAUGGCAGCUCAGAUAAAGGGGCUACAGUCAAGCGACAUCGCUACAGCCACUACGUUUACACGUAAAGAUACAAAUGGAAAUAUCGUUCCACUCGAACAGUUUAUGGUCUUGUUUAUGGAAACACAGUUUGUAUCUGUGGAGAGCUUUACAUCUGAUCCUAGUUGGGCUGACAGCGGUUUAGACAUUGACGACUUUGAACAGGUCAUGGUAAACGGAGAAAUGAGGCUGCGAGGUCUUUUUAAAGAUUUCCCAGGGUCUAUCAAGCAGUAUAAUGAUAUGCUGUGGGACGUGUCGGAUUGGUCCACAGACGAUUACUACAAUGGUGUACUUGGUGAUGAUUUGACCCCAGAUGAUGUGUUUGACAAGUUUAAGGAAACGCUGGACAAGUUCGAUGAGGAAAGUACCCGGUACGAUUCCGAGUAUGUGGAAAAGGUGCAGAAAGAACAGGCCGACGCGAUCGCUGAUGCUGUAGACGCAGAAGUACGUCUCAACAAAGUAAAGAAUACUAACAUGUACAAACCUGAUGUGAUGAACAGUGCCAGGGGAAAUACCAAACAGUUUGCUGUCGGGUAUGGUAACGGAACAAAUGCCGGCGGUACUCGCCAGCAAUAA